Molecule: messenger RNA, 330 nt
Organism: Schistosoma bovis
Lineage: Eukaryota; Metazoa; Platyhelminthes; Trematoda; Strigeidida; Schistosomatidae
Source: the annotation of a GenBank genome assembly
AUGUCAAACUCAACCAAUCCGUGUCGUGCACACAAUUCUCGAGAUUGUUGGGUCGAUGUGACUGCCAAUAUAUCUAGAAGAUGUUCUGGUCAUUCUGUAUGUAAAAAUCUUGUUCAUUAUUCAUCUGAAAUAUCUGCUGAUUUGUUGGCGAGAGAAUGUUCUUUCAUAAUCGACAAUGCUGUUGAGCUAACGUUAUUCGUAGAAUAUGACUGUAUUUCAACAAUUUUUGUAACACGAAUAUCUAGUGAAAAUCAUGUGGAUCCUGAACAGAUUGGUGGUCAUUUAUUCAGCUUUAUUUAUAAUGAAAUAGUAAAAAGUGGUUCAGAAUGA